AUGUCGGAGAAGAAUCCGUCGGACAAUGAGGUAGUGGUGGAGCAGGAGCAGCAGGCCGCGCCCUCGGCCGAAUCCCUCCCCUUUCCGGCCGCUUCCGCCUUUCAUCCGGUCCGCACGCUGGCCAGUACGGGUGUCCCGGCCCUCCAUCCCAGUCUGGUGCAGAGCACGUCGGCGUUUCAGCCCGUCUCCCAGCCGCCCCUCGCGCAAUCUCUGCCCGAAGCGAGCAUGGCCAGCGAGCCGAACGUGGACCGCAUGAUCACGGCGCUGCGCCAGAUCCAGUUGCUCCAACAACAGCUCCACACCCAGCCCGCACCUCCGCCGCCGGCCACUCAGCCCACCCCACAACUGUUGAUGGCCCAACUUCUGCAGAAACAGGCCCAACAAAGCGCCUCCACCCAGCAGUUGUUGGAUAGGUUCCCGCAACUCAACCCGGAUCUGGUCGAGCUCCUCAGAAACUCGAGUUUACACACCAACAGCUUGAUCCAAAUCCCACCAACCACCCUGGCCGAUCAGAGUUUGACACUCUUGCAACAGUUGCAGCAGAGCUCGCAAAGCGCAAUCACGGACCGACUCCUGGCCAAUUAUCAGAAAAAUGUGGCCGAUCAACAGCAGCAGAUGAUCAUGAAGGGCAUGAAGAACUUCACUGAGGUAAGACAGAGAUGUUUUAAGUGGUUUUGCGAUGGAAAAAAUGUUGUUUUGGAGAGUUUUCGGGGGUUUCUAGAUCAGAUACCUAGUAUAAUAUAAAUUGAUGUCUAAUUUCUUGAUUUUGUGGGUGAUUUUGAAAAUUAAGGUCUGUGAAGAGCCUAAAAUACGAUUGGGCUCAUUUAUUUUGGAAUUCAAAACAUUUUCGUGGCAUUUUUUGACUUUUUUAUAGUCUAGUACAAUAUCAUUUUUUUGUCUAGCUCUUGGAAUUUCAUGGAGAUAUUGGAGGAUAAGGGUUGUAAAUAGGGUAAAAUACGGUUUCAUGACCUGGCUUGCGAUUUGAAAACCACCAUAAUCAGUUGUCGCAUUUUUUUACAAACCGGCCUAAACUAAAUUUAUUCAGAAUCUCCCAAAUCUCUCGACCAUCAUCAACCAAAACAAGUCCCAACCAUUGCCGGCGGCCUCUUCCUCCGCUCAAGUCACCACUUACAAGCAUCCGAUUCGUCGCGGUCCCGGCCGUCCCCGUCGUCAGCCCGACCCACUUCCAUCCUCUCGUCCUCCGACAAUCCAAACCCGCAUUCAGCCGAGUGCCGACGAGAGGAUCAGCCAUCCGAACUCAUCCGAUUCCUGCUCCAAUAUCACAAAUUUCCUGAUGAAAUUCAAUCAGAGCCACGAAGCGGAGUUCUCCCGCAAAGCUAUCGAAAGCUUGAUCAAAAAGCUGAAGGAUCGUCCCGACGACAUCGACAAUUUGCUUCAGGCGAUCACCACAGAUGGUCGGCAUGAGGGUGGCUGCAUUUUGAUCCCACGCACCUUGGAUGGACGACUUCAGGUGGCCGGAAGAAAGGGCUUUCCUCAUGUGGUGUACGCCCGCAUUUUCCGUUGGGCCGACCUCCACAAGAACGAGAUUCGCGGCCUCUCGCUGUGCAAGACCAACUUUGACAUCAAGGCGGACCAUGUGUGUGUGAACCCCUAUCAUUACGAGCGAAUCCCGCAGAGCGUGACGGUCGAUUUGGGCAAUCCGAUGAUGUCCCACGCCUCGCGCUACACGAAGCGCCCCUUCCAGAACGACAUGCGCUUCCAGCUGCCAAUCGAGCCUUCGGCCACCGUCGCCGUCCCUCCCGACCCCGCACACAACGUGGACAAGCACUCGAAGCCGAAGCGAAGCCGCAACGACGAGCACUAUCCGAUGAUCGCCACCCCGCCCGAAGACAUAAUGCGCACUCUGCAGAAGCGACAGGCCGAAAUGAAGGAGGAGAAGAUGAUCGCAACCACUUCGCAGAUCACUGUGAACACGGACACCGUGGACGCGGUCACUUCGGCCGCCGCAUUCAACAACGAUCUUAUCCAUACGAGUCUGGCCGAAACUCUCCUUCUAAAUGCGGCCACACAGAACUUCCUGAAGAAGAAUUUGAUCAGCCCGUCGAUUGGAAUUAAUCAGGGAUUCUUGCAGACCCCACAACUUCAAAAUCAAAUGUCCGCCGGACUUCUGGCCGAAGAUUCCGCCCAAAAACAGAUGGCCGAUAACGUGGCCCAGAAACUGUUCGAAGCGAUCGUCCGCGAGAAAACGGAGCAAUUGCAGAACGAGGCCUCCCACAAAGAACCCAUCAGCACUCAGGCGGCGCCGAUGGCCCCGGCCAAGGUGGAGGAAUUGGCCAAGAAAUUGACCCAACAUUACCAUAACCAGGGCGUGGACGCGGACGGACAAUUGCUCGUUAUCGAGCAGCCGGAGAACCCGGAAAGCCAAACCCAAGCCGCAAUGCCCGCCAAGUCCAUUGAGGAGGUGUUGGAGAAGGACUUGAGCAGUCAUGAUCCCAUCAAGACCUUGAAGGAUCGCCUCAUGUUGGACUUGACUCUCAACAAACACAAUAAAAAUACGGUCGAUUCGGAGGGAUAUGACCUGCGGAUGUUCUGCAAAAUGCAUCCAUUGAGUGCGACCGUCUUCAUGGAGCUGGUCACCGAGAUGUGCAGCAACAUGGGACCGCAGGUCAGCCCGGAUUUGGUCAAAAACGCCCUGGCCGACAUGCACAGUGCAAAGACGGAGCUAUCCGAUCAAAUUGCCGCCAUUUUGGGACGAUUCUCCAACUCGAAGAGGAUGAUUGACACUCCCGCCAGCUCCUUGGGAUCUCCUCGCAUGGAGCCAAGAGCUGUGGUCCCACAAAUCCGACAAGUCAUCAAUGACGUCAUCGGCAAAUUGGAGGACUCCGAGAAGUUCAUAAUCGAGCCGUUGGAGAAUUUGGUGACUGUUUUGGAUCAACAAUCACCUGAGGAUGCGCUGAGACAGCUGAUCUGUGCCAUGUUCAACCAUGACAUCACCAAAUACACAACUCCUGAGAAGCCUCGUAAGUGACUAAAAUAAUAUUGGAGAAGGUGUUUAGGACACUGGAAAAGGUUCAAAAUUAAUUUUUUGGGCUCUCUAAGGUCUUUGCAUGCCUUUUCUGACACAAAAAAUUUUUCAUCCAAAAUUUUCAUAGCUCUUAAAUAUCCUAAUUUCCUCAAUUUCAGCUCAAGAAGAAGCGAGCGGAGGCCUCGACCGGACCUGUUCCUUCAAAUACUUUGAGCUGGGCCGUCAACGCGGCCCGACCUUCCAUGGCAAGAAUGCGGUGGUCGCUGUGGGCGUGAUGCCGCCGAGCAUGGAGCAUAAACUCUGCGAUUUCUUCAGUCUGACUGAGGCGAUCAGCCAAGACGACAACGAAAUGCCGUUGAAUUUGCAACGAUUCUUGAAUUAUAAUCGGUAAGGAGGGGUUUGCAAUUGGUUUUUUCGGCGAAGGAAAUUGGUUUUUAGAGGGAAAAGUUUCGGGUCAAAAACAUGUCAUGAUGACGGAAUUUUUGGAAAUUCUAAAAAAUUUUGUGCUAGAUCUGAUGUCAAGUUCAAUAUAGAGUGGUUUUAUAUAAGCUUACAACGAAUUUUCGACGCAAAAUUAUACUUUUGAGAAAAAAUAAUAUUUUUUGGACGCAAAUUCAAAAAAUGUGUCACUUUGACAAUAUUUUUUGAAAUUUCUAGAAAAUUUUUCGUUGGAUCAGAUGCUCAGUUGAAUAUUGAUCAUGUAUGCACAAAAUGUUUCUGAUAUCUCGUAUUCCAGGUCGCGAAUCGGCCGUGGUUUUAUGGUGGAGACCACGCGCGAAGGCGACGUCUACAUAAAAUCGGUGAAUUCGAGCGGGCUCCUGGUCACAACCGGCUACCUGGACCGCGAAGACUCCUUCACACCCAACGACCGACGCCACACCCUGAGCGAGGGCCAAGUGAUGAAGGUCUACGACUUCAAACAGGCCUUCCAUCAGAUGUGCUUCUGGAUCUCCCACCGGGAGAAUGUUCGCAACGAAACGGGCAGCGACGAGACUGGAGAGGUAAGCAAUUGGGAGCUUGUGAUGUGGAGGUUAUCCACGGUAGAUUUCGGCAAAAUUCAAUGAGUUUUGAAUAUCAUUGCUUUUUUAGCGAUUCAUCUCCCAAAUGCGAGCUCUUUGCGCCGUCAGAUGCAUGUACAACGUGGAUUGGAGCGAAGGAGCCAGCCCCGACUUCAACAAGACCCCAUGCGCCGUGGAGUUCUAUGUUAAUGGGUAAGGUUUUGGUUUAAAAUUGAAGUUGGGAAAUUGUAUUAUUGAUGGCAUUUUGAUAGGUAAUGUAAGGAAACGUGACAUUUUUACAUCCGAUAUCAAGUGUAAUGUAAUUGUUGGCCUUAAUUAGUUUCAAAAUGCAAAUAUGAAGUGAGGAAGUAGCCUUAAUGCCCUUUUAUGUGUUUUUAUGUCUAGACUGGGAUAUUUAUUAUAUUACACAUGACAGCUUUCUAUCUGAUGUCAAGUAUAAUAUAAUUUUUGCGCCAAAUUCGCUCCAAAACGCUUUCAUAAAGCAAAUCAAACUCAAAUCAAGUGUCUAUCAGUUUGUAAGGCAAGAUUUGGCGAUUAAUUAUAUUAAGGAUGUAAUUUUUAUGUUAGCCAUGAAGUGCAAUAUAAUUUUCAUCGUUUUUGAGUUCACAACAUAACUCAAUCUACUUUCAGUGCUCUUGUGGUCCUAAAUGAACUCCUGGACAAUCCGCGAAAGGCUCGGUACUACGUCCGUCACGGUCGUCUUCCACGAAAAUACCGAGUUCCGACGGCCGAAGAGGAGCGCUCUCGCCGAACCACAGUCUGA
This is a messenger RNA of Bursaphelenchus xylophilus (pine wood nematode), 4768 nucleotides long. The record is from the annotation of a GenBank genome assembly. Lineage: Eukaryota; Metazoa; Nematoda; Chromadorea; Rhabditida; Aphelenchoididae.